UUGAAUUGUUGCUCGGAUCCAUUCAUCCGGAGUAGAAUGAUUGAUGCAAUUGGACAAUGUGUUAAUAUCUUGGCAGGGGAUGAAAUUGGCCACAAGUAUGUUGUUGAGCAUGUGUUGGAGCAUGGAAAACCUUGGGAGCGUUCGAAGCUAAUUGAACAGAUAGCUGGAAACAUAGCUGAGAUUACCGAGAAGAGGUUCUCAUCCAUAAUCAUUUCGGCUUGUAUGGUUUUUGGCAGUCUUCAUGAUCGUCACACUAUCGUAAAUGGGAUUAUUGGAUCGACGGAUGAAAACACGCCACUUCAGACAAUAAUGUUACAGCAAUUUGGAAUUGAUGUUAUACAGAAGGUUGUGGAAGAAUGUGUUGUUGCGCAAAUAGAUUUGAUCAUGUCACGAAUUAAGAUUCAUUUAAAUGCUUUGAAGAGGAAUUCGAAUGAGAACUACGUUAUUUUCAGGAAUCUAGUUCAGGCUCGAGAACGGAAGAUGGUAGAAGCAGCAGAAGAAGCUCUUUAUUUACUUUAGGUUAGUAGAUGAAAAUAUACAAACUUUAUAGUACAAACCACAAAUACGUCAUUUAAUACGCGUCGAUUAAUACU
Impatiens glandulifera is the source of this 593-nucleotide messenger RNA. RefSeq names its product pumilio homolog 2-like. Gene Ontology annotation, molecular function: mRNA binding. Gene Ontology annotation, cellular component: cytoplasm. Gene Ontology annotation, biological process: post-transcriptional regulation of gene expression. The record is from RefSeq and is a predicted model, not a curated record. Bases 37 to 519 code for a protein of 160 amino acids. The transcript has 4 exons. NCBI's taxonomy places the organism in Eukaryota, Viridiplantae, Streptophyta, Magnoliopsida, Ericales, Balsaminaceae.